CGGAGAUACUCGACAAUCGGGUUAUUUAUUCAUGCAGAAGGACGAUUAUUCUAGCCAACAACGAACAAACAAAAAAUGAAGGAAACGUAAGAGCUUUUCUAGCAACAACAAGUUGUUUACGUUUUAAUCCUCGAAACUUUUCUCCAUCUCCGAGGGCAAUGUUCCGUCCGCAUUAAUCUGUAGGUUACUCAACGGAUUAACCUUCGAUGGCUACUUAGAAACCCCACGGAAAUAUGGAGGUUUCUACCCAAACUGAAAAGCCCUUGAGGAAAUGCGAUCACUGCGGUCGUAAACCUCGGACUGGGAAAGACCCGAAGAUAAACAUUCAAUUAAAUGCGUCAUUAAAUGAUGUGCUCAAUGCUUUAACUAAUCUCGAAAGCAAAGAGAAACGAGGUCAACUGGCCAUGAGUUCCUUGCAAAAACCCUUCCUUCAGCAGGCUCUGCAUUUUCAACAUCAGCUCGCCGAUGCUGAGUUGAUGAAAACCACUCAACCUCGGUUCGCACUUCCUCCUGUUUUCCGGUCACAAAAACCUGCUAAUGCCAAAACACGCAAGAAAUCAGCGAAUAAACGGCAGUCUUUUAUCAGCAAGUCUAAUGCUGCUGCAGACGGAUCAGUUCCCGGAAUUUAUUCACUGAAAGGAUUGUCUCAGCAGCAAGCGAUUUUCGAAAAAGACUUCUUAUUGAGAGGGAUUUAUCAAAAAUAUUCGCAAAGAAUUCCCGCAGGCGAUUUUGGAAAAUCGUCCAAUUGCAAAGAAUCUUCGGCAUCUCCAUCAGCUGCUGAUGAUGAGAAUGACCAACAAAAGAGAAAGGAUUCUAAGCUGAGCUACAGAGAUAGUGGAUCAUCCACUGAAAGCUACACUAUGAGUUCAACUGCCAUCACAGCACAUGCUGACGUUCCUGACGCGCAAAAUGGAAGUGUCGCUCGCAGCCCCAAAUCCUCGUGCAAGCAGCGCUGUUUCAAGUGUCCAUCGACACAAGUGGUCAUAACGCUCACGCAACCUUCGUCUCCUCAUCGUCGCUCAAGCUCAGGGAAAGAGCAGAAAGUGUUUGGCUCCCCAUCUGACGAUUUCCACCAGAAAUCCUCGUCGAAACGGGGUUCAUCCUUGUUGCAAUCGUCAUUACCGAAAGGAUCAAGCCACGUCAUGGCCGAAGCUUUCAAGCAAAUUGGAACGGAGAAUAUGGCUGCCCCGGAACCCGGUUCUCAGCUCGGAGUUGCUGCUGGUGACUUGAACCCGAGACCCGACCUCAUUGCCGCUUUUGACGAAGAAGAACGGAAAAUCGAGGAAAAGCCUGGAAAGAAGUCCACAAAGAGAUCGAAGAGAAGGAGAAGUACUUCGACCAAGAAAUCAAACCGGAAAUUGAGCAGAAAACGGCAGCAACGACCAAAGUACCGCUUGACUCACAUUUACGACCAGCUGAACAAUUCCUCGGCUCCCAUCAGACACGACAUGGACAUUGUGUCUCUCAUAAAGGCGAUCACUGAAGAGAAAGAUCGUGCCAAAUAUCAGCAAAACACGGCUUUCAUUCAAUCCUUGUGGCACAACAUUUUGCAGAUACAUCCUGGCCCCCCUGCCCAAGGGCUAAAAAAGGUCUGA
Molecule: messenger RNA, 1595 nt
Organism: Notodromas monacha
Lineage: Eukaryota; Metazoa; Arthropoda; Ostracoda; Podocopida; Cyprididae
Source: the annotation of a GenBank genome assembly